This is a messenger RNA of Arabidopsis thaliana (thale cress), 1056 nucleotides long. RefSeq names its product splicing endonuclease 1 (gene SEN1). Gene Ontology annotation, cellular component: nucleus. Lineage: Eukaryota; Viridiplantae; Streptophyta; Magnoliopsida; Brassicales; Brassicaceae. Gene Ontology annotation, molecular function: nucleic acid binding; tRNA-intron lyase activity. The record is from RefSeq and is marked reviewed. Bases 264 to 977 code for a protein of 237 amino acids. The transcript has 2 exons. Gene Ontology annotation, biological process: tRNA splicing, via endonucleolytic cleavage and ligation.
CCCAUUUGUCUCUUUCUUCUUUCUAAUUCUUCCUACGACAAAGCUUUCUCUUUGUCCCUCUUCCUCUUCUACGAUCUCUUCUUCUCUCUUUGUUGCAGUCUCUUCUCAUCUUCUCCACUCUCGUCUCUCAAGUAUGGUUAAUUACAGGAUUAAUUUCCAACAUCUAUUAUAUAUAUAAACUCGUUGAAAUCAUAAUUUUUUUCUUCAGAUAUUAAGUAAACAAAUUGGCCAUCGACGAGAGACUCAAAGAGAGACCCAUCUCCAUGGCACCAAGGUGGAAAUGGAAAGGUGCUGAGGCAAAGGCACUUGCAGAACCUGUUUCGAAAACAGUCUCGGAGCUGAGAUCUUCAUUGACCCAAACCGAGGCUUUAGGUUUCCUCUCAAGUUGUAACGUACUUUUAUCGGUUGAGUCAGAGGAAGCUGAGCUUUUGGAUCGUUGUUGUUUUGGUAGACUAGUUGUUGGUGCUGAGAAAGAUAAGAGAUGGAUUCAGUUAUCCUUUGAAGAAGCUUUCUUUUUGUUUUACAAACUGAAAUGCAUCAAGAUUUGCCUUCACGGUCGUUCUCUGGAAAACGAGGUAGAUUUAUGGCGAUCCAUGAGUUCCUUUAAGCAAGAUUUUGCGAUCUUGUACAAGGCUUAUUCGCAUCUACGAUCGAAGAACUGGAUUGUGAGAUCAGGGUUACAAUAUGGAGUUGAUUUCGUGGUGUAUAGACAUCAUCCAUCUCUUGUCCACUCUGAAUACGCCGUUCUUGUUCAGUCCAUUGGCGGGAAUGAUCGGUUAAAGGUGUGGUCCGAUAUCCAUUGCAGUGUUCGACUAACCGGAAGCGUCGCGAAAUCAUUGUUGGUUCUUUACGUCAACAGAAAAGUCAACACAGAGAAGAUGAAUCUGCCUUUGUGUUUAGAGGACUACACAGUUGAAGAGCAAACAAUACGUAGAUGGAGUCCAGAACUUAGCCGUGAAGAUGAAACCAGAACAUGAUUAAGCUUACAUGUUAACAAGUCUUGUUGUAAUGCUGAUUUCUAGAAGAAUAUAAAAUGAACUAGGUUCCGAUUCCAAC